AGAGUGAUGGAAAUAGGUAACCAGAUUUAAUGCAUUUCUUAGCCAACCUUGCACCAGCUCAUAGCAUGCCUCUCAGGAACUCUGAGCUUCCAUGACGGUUUUAGCCAGCAGAGCUCUCUAACUAGCUGACGGCUGAGGUAGAGGAAAGGAAAAGCGCGCCUGUCCUUCUGUCCUGCUGAAAUGAGCCUCAUAUGCACACGUCUGCCGAAUCAGGAGGAGUUCAUGUGCUUCUUUGGUGCUUAGCAAGAAAGCAGAACCAACAAGGAUUGCCACUGUUUGCGACUGACGCCCUGGCAUGCCCCUGACGACCAGUUUGAACUUGUUAUUCUGAAGUCACCCAUGGAAGUGAAACUUGCUGCUUUCGCAACAAGCAGAAGGACAGGGCUGUGGACAACAGUGGACACGAAGCAAAAAGACCAGUCCUCUAGAGCGCUAAAAAAAAAAGAAGGUGUGACUAGGCCUAAAGCACUGGAGUAGGCCCAACUAGACUUUGGACUCUUAAUGAGGUCACAGCAAUGCUGACAUUGCCUCUAAACCCAAAGACAUCAUCAUGCUGAAGACGGAGGCUUCGGGGGAGAGGACCAGCCUCCGCAGUGCCUCCCCCCACCGUAAUGCCUACCGGGCUGAGUUUCAGGCACUUAAGAGGGCCUUUGACCAGCCUCGGAUUGAUGGGGACUCGAAGCCAAAAGACCUCGAGCGGGUGAAACAACCGAGGGGUCGCCAGUAUGGCGCUCACGUCAGUCGCAUUAAGGACAUGUUCAUGCAGAUGGGCUCAGAAAAUACAACCAGUAAAGCCAGGGGUCGGGAUGAAUCCUCGCUGCAAAAACUAGUGAAGCCCACCAACUUUAUCAACAAAACUGAUGGAUCAGUCAUCAAACUUCAACAUUCUUCAUCUGCUGAGAGGAUUGGGGGUGCAGGGGCAAAGUUUUCCGAAACCAGGAAACUAUUUGAACAACAGUCACGUGACCAAUCCCAAUCACCAGUCUUUCCCUACGGACGCGAUAAGAGGGGCUCUCAUGAACACCUUGACGACUGGAGAGGAGCGAGGUCCAACAGAGGCAGCACAGACUCUCUGGACUCUCUGUGCUCCAGAACCGAGGCAUCAUCGCCAACCGUUAGUCAGCUCAGUGCUGUUUUUGAAAAUGCUGACCAACACAAUCAAGGGGGGUCCUAUAGAGGAGUCAGUAGGCGAGCCCUCUACUCACCUGAUGGAUCCUACCGCCAAGGAGGAGAUCUCAGCGAGGAUGAGUCACAACAAUCUCCAAUCCGCGGAAACUACCGGAACAAAAUCGGGGGCAAGUUUCCUGCGUCUUCAUCCACUGAGGACUUCCUGAGCCCCAGUCCUGGAGCAGAUACUUCUGAAGCCAAAAAAGAGAGUUCACGAGAUAAAGAGAUCCAGGACAAAACCGGGGAAGCUUCUAGAAGAGACAGGCAAAAUUUGUACAAUGCUACCACCAAUGGAAGCCAAGUUAAUGGCUCUUGUGAAGAAGAAGAAAACCCCUCAGACUCACUGACAUUUUUUGAGGACCAAGAAGUCAUCAAAGCCUCAAAAUUUACACAUAGUACUGUGAUUACUAAUAAAACUUUUGAAGAUGUUACGCAUGAGCUGCUGCCCUCCACAACCCCGCAAACUGGAGAAAGCAAAGAUGACGUGGAUGCUUUGAAGCAGGAAACAUCCCCUGAAUCACCCAAGGACCAAAUUGAAGUACCGGAGGAGGAAUAUACAGGAAAUGAGAGGGUGAUUUUCAACGCAGAUGGGGACGCCUGUUACCAGGGAUGGGGGGAAAGCUGCACCGAUCCCGAUGAUGACCUGUAUGGUGAUGACGAGGAUAUUGUCUACGACCCAGGCUCCGAUGUGACGGAGAUCCCUGGUCUGCCGGAAGAAAACAAGGAGGACAUCCCACCAAAGAGGAAGAUUUGCUUCAGCACGUCUCCCAUCACAGUGUUCAACACCUACUCCAACGAGGACUAUGACCGACGUAACGAGGAAGUGGAUCCUGUGGCCUCCUCGGCGGAGUACGAGCUGGAGAAGAGGGUGGAGAAACUGGAACUCUUCCCCGUGGAACUGGAGAAAGAUGAGGACGGCCUUGGGAUCAGUAUCAUCGGGAUGGGUGUCGGCGCCGAUGCUGGCUUGGAGAAACUGGGCAUCUUCGUGAAGACCGUCAUCGAGGGUGGAGCUGCCGAGAGAGACAGCAGGAUCAAGGUGAAUGACCAGAUUGUGGAAGUGGAUGGGACCAGUCUGGUGGGUGUGACCCAAAGCUUUGCUGCUUCAGUCCUGAGGAACACGUCAGGAGUCGUUCGCUUUGUGAUUGGCCGAGAGCGCCCAGGUCAGCAGAGUGAGGUGGCCACGCUCAUCCAGCAGACCUUGGAGCAGGAGAGGAGGCAGAGAGAACUCCUGGAGCAGCAGUAUGCCCACUAUGACGCCGACGACGACGAGCAGACGGGGGAGUAUGCCACCGAUGACGAGGAAACGGGAACAACGGCGGGUGGCGAGAAGAGCAUAGAGGUGUUUGAUCUGCCGGAAACGGAAGAGAUCUUGUCUCCUUCAGAGUUGGAUGCCACUAAGCUGUACCAGAAGUUCAGAGAGCUCCAGAUCAAGCACACAGUGACAGAGGCCGAGAUCCAGAAGCUCAAAAACAAGUUGGCGUCCGUUGAGAAGGAGAAGCAGCGCUGGGAGAAGGAGAAGAGCCAGCUGAAGGCCAGCAUUGAGGAGAACAAGGAGAGGAUGCUGAAGCUGGAGAGCUACUGGAUCGAGGCGCAGACUCUCUGCCACACCGUCAACGAGCAUCUGAAGGAGGCCCAGGCCCAGUACCAGGCUCUGGAGAAGAAAUACAACAAGGCCAAGAAACUCAUUAAGGACUUCCAGCAGAAAGAGGUGGAGUUCAUCCAGAAGGAGGAUGCAGAGAGGAGGCGGCUGGAGGAGGCUGAGAAAGCUCACCUGGCUGAGAUCCAGGGACUGCAAGUUAGGAUUGCAGCAUUGGAGUCUGAGUUAAUGCAGCUGAUGAAGCAGAAUGGCAUCCAGGUCAACAACAACAACAGCAACAGUUCUGAGAGGCUCAGCGCUCAGCAGCACAGCCCGAGCGGAGCUGCAGCUCAACCUAGAGAAGUUGACGAAGGAUCCCCCCACUCACCCAGCAUAAAGACAGGCUGCACCGGAGACGGCAUCAGUUUCCAAGAGGGACAGAUUUCUGAGGCUCUUGGUAGUCCAGCACGUAGUUGCUUUGGAUCGGUUCGCUGCGAUUCGAAAGACGGUUCCCCCAGAAAAACACAACAUGGUUCUCAGUCAGUUGGAGAGUCAAGCCUGGACGAACACAGACAAGCUCCAGACCCUGGUUCCACAGAACCGUCAGCAGAUGGCAGUGUGCCGAAACCAAAGGAUAAGGGCUCACUUACAUGGCCCCAGUUCUUCUCCUACUCAUAUUAUGUGGCGCCAACCGUUGGCGACGACCUGAGCGCCAGCAGCAGCAGCAGCUCGGUGGAGAUCAGUGGUCUGCUCAGCGCCACCAGGGUGUCGGGGCGCUCACACACCCCAGUGCUGUCCUCGGAAGAGAGUCUGGAUAUGAUAAAUGAUGAGAUUUUAGAUGAAGCGCAGCCUUUGAAGCAGCACCAGUGGCAGAGCCGCAGCAUUACGGACUGGACCUCGCAGCAAGUGGCGCGCUGGCUCACAGGCCUCAAUUUAGAACACCAUAUCCCAGAAUUCACUGCCAAAAACGUAGACGGGGAGCAGCUGCUGCAGCUGGAUAGUGCUGAACUCAAGACUCUUGGUGUGACUUCUUCCCAGGACCGCUCCCUGAUCAAGAAAAAGAUCAAAGACCUCAAAGUUCUGAUGGAGAAGGCCCGGCGCAACCAGGAGAAAGUGGAGAAACAACGCGAGAAGAAACGGAAGAAAGAGCUGGAGCAGCAGCAGAAAGAUGCAUGCAAAGAAACCUCCACGGAGUGAAAAGAACCCGACCUCCUGUUGUUGAACUGUAGCGCCACACGGAGUAGCAUCUCGCGGAGCAGAAGGUCAGCAGGUCCCUCGUAGAAACCCAGCGGGACGCCUGCUCUGUAGUUCUCAAAGUUGGAGCUCCACAGCUGACCGUCAGAAGGGGCUGAGUGACCUAUUCCCCUGGCAUACCAAAACUAAAACUAGCUUUUGGUUGGUGGAAUCCUGUCCGUCAUUUUCCCAGUUUUCUCUCCCUUACCCCCUGUCCAUCCUGUAAUUUUACCCUUUUUGACGAGUUAUUAAGUUCUAUUUAUUUUGCUGUUUAUAGCUGUAAAUUGGGUUUUAUUUAUUCAUAUCCAGAGUCAAUCUGUGAUGAAGUUCAUCUCAUCUUCCUCCCAUAUCAUCAUAGACAAAACACAUGUUCAUGUACAGUGAUAAACACAAAUACAGAUACGUCUAACGUGCCAUUUUAAUAGACUUGUGAAAACCUAAAUGAGCAGAAUCUACUGUUUUUGUGAAGCAGGUCAGGUCUGCGAGGUAGAUUUUAAAAGGACAUCCCUCAUCUCCCCCCACUGGGUGUCUCCAUGACUCUUAUUUCUUCCACCCAAGGAACCAGAACAGAGAGAGAAGAAGAUCUGUUGGAGAACACUGGAAGUGCAAACACUGAAAAUGUUGACUUUAUACAUCAAAAAGCAGCUUGACUGAUAAAAGACGUACUGUAUUCACCGGGCUGGGUUUGUAAGUGAUUUUCAGGUACUGUGCAAGCAGUGAAUUUGUAACCUAAUCUAAUCCUCAAGAAGCUCAUUUACUGAAACGUCCUACUCAUAUGCAUAAUGUUGCUCCGACUCCACUAAUAUCCUGCUUUUGACCUCGUUUUGUAAGUCGGUAAUAAAGUUAAACCCCGCUGCUGCCUUUAGACAUGCUAGAGUAGUUGAAUACUUCCUGAGCUCUACCUGCUUCUGUGUGCGUGUCGAAACAAAUGCUAAGCUAAUUCUCUUAUAUUCUUUCUUGUUGUUCUUUUUGAUAAUUCACAUGCAAACAUCAUGCCUGACGCUGUAAUGUUACACUGGAAAUCCACAUUGAUUAGAGAUGUACCGAUUAGACUUGUUGGCCAAUUUCAGAUGUCCAGUUUUUCUAAAGCUUGAUCAAGCAAUGCCAAAUUUAGCUGUAUUCAAAUCUGAAAAUGUAACAGCAUUUUAAAAUGUUUGAUAAAGCUUCGAUAAUGUUAGUCACCAUAAGAGCUGUUCUAUUAUUUUAAAACAGAAAUAAAAUGGUUACAAAGUUCAUGUUUUAUGCCAUAGUUAGCAUCAGGAUUAACACAGCUAGCAUGUGUCAUAUUACAAAAAAACUGUGAGAUUUACACACACACACACAUGCACACACACCCCCACACACAAACACUCAUUAACAAAACAUCUCCUAAUUCAGAAUAUUUAAUAACAUAGAGUGAAAGCUGAAUUGGAUAACAUAAAGCAGCUUUGCAGUACAUUUACCCUUCCUGUUACAUGCUGAAAGUUUUGCCCUCUCUCAUUCUCUUGCAGCAUGAGCAAAUUCUAGAUAUGCCAGGACCUGCUGUAAAAGAAAAACUGAUUCCUGCAGGAUCUAAAAUAAUCUACAUUUAGCUAGAUUUGACUUGAAUCUACAUAUUUCAGUGGUUGACUAAACUCACCACUAAGUUUGAAACUAACAGUAAGUAAAUUAUUGAUGUCUAAGGACUGUAGCUACAUGUCAGAGCUAAAAACAUCAACUUUAGUUGCUAAAGUUCUAUUUAAUUUAGCUUUUUUUUUCCAAUAAAUUAAAUAUAAGCUUUUAGGUAAGUAUGUUAAUGACUUACGUGAAGUUUUCUUUGUACAAGUCAAUGUAUAAUGGUCUUAAAACGAUCCUACAAGUAUGUUGUUGUUAUCACAACCUGGUAACAAGGUAACACAAGAUACUGUGAAUUUCCCAAUUGGAAAAAAGAUCGGAUUUUUGAGUUGGUUGGAAAUUCCUUGUGACUAAUUAAGUUCUGAUUCCGGUCGCUAGCCGAUCUCUCGGUGCAUCUCUAUCAACAAUGUCUUAUCCAAUUCUGUAUUUGAUUCAGCUGAAACCAUAACCAAUACUUGUUAGGUUGCUUCAGAGUUAUUUAAAAUGCUAUUUAAGAUUAUGAAAAGUAUGUUUCUUGUUUCCAAAGGAGCAUUUUGUAGGAUUUGCGCCACAUGAUUGGAGUAAGCCCGUUCUGUUCAAGAAGCCUUAUUGACUUGCUGCUAACAGAUUAGGAACAGGCAUUGUCGCAGCAUCAUCAGUCACUAUUAUUUAUCUAUUCAUAUAUUUUACUAAGUAUAUAUCUGUUGUUUUCUUAACUUAUAAAUAUAAAGAGUUUUAUUAACAGCUAAUAAUGAUUUAUCCAGAAUUGUACGAAUAUACCCUUUUUCCAAAUCAUGUAUGAAUCCUCCCAUUAAAACUCAAACGGAAAAUGAGAAGUUCAUCCAAAGAGAGAAGGAUACACAGUAGUAAUUUCCUGUUGUGCUUGUGGUUUUCCUCUCUUGCAACCAGAAUGCUGCUCCAGCGCUACUGCUAACGAAUAAUUCCUACAAAAUAUUUUGUAACCCUCUGUGAAUACACAGCAAACUGGACUCCUUUGACUCAUUUCUUUUGUAUGUACAGUUAAACACUAAAAGCAAUAUGGUGUAAGGAUCCUGCAGAAGCCUCGUUUUAUAUUGUGUCAGUGUGUUUGCACAGUUCGUCAGAAGCUUGAGGAGACCCCGAGCCACCAGCGGGACUCCGCGGUGCAUCUUCUCUGAUGUCUUUGAUUGACCUUGCCCGGACUGACUCAUCCCAUGUAUGGAUGAGACACCGGUGUUCCUGGCAGGCCAAAGAAAUGCAGAUGGUUCAAGUAUUGAUCUGGAAGUGUUUGUCUUUUUAUGUGCAUUGAGAGUGAAAGAACGUUGCCAUUGACAGUAAGUCCUGCUUUUACCCUUACAAAGCUGCCCCACUUUGUCUUUGCCUUGCUCCUUUGGUUGUUUUUUUUUUUUGUUUUUUUUUGCAUUCAGCAGAGUUUGAAAGGGUAGCAACCUGUCACGCUAAAUAAAAUGUGCGGUCAUUGUCCACAGUU
Molecule: messenger RNA, 7016 nt
Organism: Xiphophorus maculatus (southern platyfish)
Lineage: Eukaryota; Metazoa; Chordata; Actinopteri; Cyprinodontiformes; Poeciliidae
Gene: ppp1r9a
Product: protein phosphatase 1 regulatory subunit 9A
Exons: 20
Coding region: 551-3940 (1129 amino acids)
Biological process (GO): neuron projection development; actin filament organization; calcium-mediated signaling
Cellular component (GO): postsynaptic density; dendrite; cytoplasm
Molecular function (GO): actin filament binding
Source: RefSeq, a predicted model, not a curated record